AUGGCGAUGCAGAAUAUGUCGAAUUUGAAUCGAAAAUACAAGAAAGAAUCGUGUCGAACACUACUCGGCUUUCUUCGAUGUCUUGUCGGACAACGCACGCAAAUCGAUCUUUACGGCGGAAUUAUGCUUGUCGGUACUCUCGUUGACAUCGAUGUCAAUCGUAAUAUUCAAUUAACUCAAGUAACAAUGUCUCGACCUAUCCAUAAACCUGUUUCGUUCAAUCGAUUAUAUGUUCGGUAUACAAAUGUUCGGUACGUUCGAAUUCCGGAUGAUAUUGAUGUUGUGGAAACGAUUCGACAAGAUUUGAAACAAAUGAAUCCAAAACCAAAUGAAAUCGUCGGUGGUGGACAAAAGAAAAUGCAUGUGAGAAAAGGUAGAGAAAUAAACAUCGAAACUCUGUAA
This is a messenger RNA of Adineta ricciae, 402 nucleotides long. NCBI's taxonomy places the organism in Eukaryota, Metazoa, Rotifera, Eurotatoria, Adinetida, Adinetidae. The record is from the annotation of a GenBank genome assembly.